Ascoidea rubescens DSM 1968 is the source of this 4854-nucleotide messenger RNA. RefSeq names its product myosin family protein. Bases 1 to 4854 code for a protein of 1617 amino acids. Gene Ontology annotation, cellular component: myosin complex; vesicle; cytoplasm. The transcript has 3 exons. The record is from RefSeq and is a predicted model, not a curated record. Gene Ontology annotation, molecular function: ATP binding; microfilament motor activity; actin filament binding. Gene Ontology annotation, biological process: actin filament organization; vesicle transport along actin filament. Lineage: Eukaryota; Fungi; Ascomycota; Saccharomycetes; Ascoideales; Ascoideaceae.
AUGGGUGUUUACGACGCUGGUACCCAUUGUUGGUAUCCUGAUGCUCAGCAUGGUUGGAUUCCUGUUGAAAUUGUAUCUAACGAAAAAUUGCCAAACAACAAAUACCAAAUCAUACUAAAAAACGAAUCAACCUCAAAGAACCUCCCUCCUAUAUUGGUCAACUCUCUAAAUGAUGAAGUUGAAAAAAAUCUACCUUCCUUGAGAAACCCAAGAAUCCUAGAAGCCUCUGAAGAUCUCACCUCUCUAUCCUACCUAAAUGAACCUGCUGUCCUCCACGCAAUCAAAGUAAGGUACGCAAACUUGAACAUCUACACAUACUCGGGUAUGGUGUUGAUCGCUACAAAUCCCUUUGAAAAAAUCGAUCAAUUAUACUCUCCCGAUGUUAUACAAGCCUACGCUGGCAAAAGAAAGGGCGAGCUAGAACCUCAUCUUUUUGCCAUUGCUGAAGAUGCCUACUGCUGUAUGAAAGAAAGAAUAGAAAACCAAACCAUAGUGGUUUCUGGUGAAUCUGGUGCAGGUAAAACUGUAUCUGCCAAAUACAUCAUGAGAUACUUUGCUUCUGUUGAAUCAAACAACAACAUCACAAACAACAAUUCAAAUAUCCAAAUCAACACAAUCAACAACAACAACCCCAACAACAUUCCAUCAAUCAACAACAACAAUCCUCAAUCGAAUAACUCUUCUACCGCUAACCCUAAACACGAUGACAUGUCUGAAACUGAAAAGAGAAUCUUAGCUACAAACCCAAUCAUGGAAAGUUUCGGUAACGCCAAAACAACCAGAAAUGAUAACUCCUCAAGAUUCGGUAAAUACUUGGAAAUCUUAUUUGACAAAAAUAUCUCCAUCAUUGGUGCAAGAAUUAAAACAUACCUUCUAGAAAGAUCCAGAUUAGUCUUUCAACCUAAAACUGAAAGAAACUACCACAUUUUCUACCAGAUGUUAUCGGGUUUAAAGGACAACGAAAAAUCCCUAUUCAGCCUAUCCAACGAUAUCAACCAUUAUCACUACUUGAACCAAGGUGGUGACUUUAAAAUCAACGGUGUCGAUGAUGCAGAAGAAUUCAAAAUCACUUCUGACGCCCUCAAUUUAAUUGGCAUCAACUACAAAUCACAAUUCGAAAUCUGGAAAAUCUUAGCUGGUUUGCUCCACAUUGGUAACAUUGUAAUAAACGCAACAAGGUCCGAUGCUCAUCUAUCUUCAAAUGAUCUCAGCUUAAUCAACGCCUGCAACUUGCUAGGUUUCGAUCCCUCCUCUUUCUCAAAAUGGAUCAUCAAAAAACAAAUCAUCACCAGAAACGAAAAAAUUCAAACAAACCUAUCUUACCCUCAAGCUGUCGUUGCAAGAGACUCGGUAGCUAAAUAUAUCUAUUCCGCUUUAUUUGACUGGUUGGUCGAAUAUGUCAACAACGAUUUAUGUGCUCCAGAGAUUGUUAAUAGUGUCAAUACCUUUAUCGGUGUCUUGGAUAUCUACGGUUUUGAACAUUUCAAGAAAAACUCCUUUGAGCAGUUUUGCAUCAACUAUGCCAACGAAAAGUUACAACAAGAAUUCAAUCAACAUGUUUUCAAAUUAGAUCAAGAAGAAUAUAUCAAAGAAAAAAUUAACUGGUCCUUCAUCGAUUUCACUGACAACCAACCCUGUAUCAGUUUAAUCGAACAAAAAUUGGGUAUCCUAUCUCUCUUGGAUGAAGAAUCAAGAUUACCCUCCGGUACAGAUGAAUCCUGGAUUCAAAAAAUGUACCACACUCUAGAUAAAAUCCCAACCAAUAAAGUCUUUAAAAAACCAAGAUUCGGUGGUGCUAAAUUCAUUGUUGCUCAUUAUGCCUUGGAUGUUGAAUAUGACGCUGAGGGUUUCCUUGAAAAAAAUAGAGAUACCGUUAAUGAUGGCCAUUUAGAGACUAUAAAAGCAACAACUAAUCCAAUGUUGAAAAAAGUUCUAGAAACUGUUGAAAGAAACAAUGAUAGAUUGCAAAAGGCAAAGGAAAGAGAAUUGGCUAAAAAGGCUGAAACUCAAAAAUCAAAACCCAACAUCAGAAAACCAACUUUAGGUUUAAUGUUUAAAACUUCUCUAGUCGAAUUAAUGGCCACUAUCAACUCAACAAAUGUUCACUAUAUCCGUUGUAUCAAACCAAAUGAAGCUAAAAGGGCUUGGGAAUUCGAUAACGUAAUGGUUUUGUCCCAACUAAGAGCCUGUGGUGUUUUGGAAACUAUUAGAAUCUCAUGUGCCGGUUUUCCAUCUAGAAGAACCUACGAAGAAUUUGCUCAUAGAUAUCAUAUCUUGGUUCAUUCGUCUGAAUGGAUUAAAGUUAUUUCAAAUAUUAACACAACCGAAGAUGAUGUCUGCAAAUUAUGCAAAACUAUUCUAGACAAAACUGUUGAUGACAAGUUGAAAUAUCAAUUAGGUGAAACAAAAAUCUUCUUUAAAGCGGGUAUUCUUGCUAAUUUAGAAAAACUAAGAUCAAAUAGAUUGCAUGAAUCAGCUGUCUUAAUUCAAAAGAAUAUUAAAGCGGUUUACUAUCAACAACAAUAUAGAAAAAUCAGAAACUCUAUUAUCAAUGCUCAAUCAUUAUUUAGAAGUUAUUGUGCUCAAAAGAGGAUUAGAAUAGCUAUUGAAAUUAGAGCUGCAACAAUGAUCCAAACAAUUUCAAGAGGUUAUUUGGUUCGUAGCAAAUUUAGAGUUACAAACAAAGCCAUUGUUACUUUACAAUCAGCUAUUCGUGGUCACAGUUCAAGAUUGCUUUAUCAUGAAUUACGCAGAAAUGCUGCUGCUUCUUUGAUUCAAAAAAGCUGGAGAUCUUAUGCUGGUAGACGUGAUUACAUUGAAACCAAAAAGGCUACCGUUUAUAUUCAAUCUUGUUUCAGACGUACUUUAGCUGUUAAAGAAUUGAAAAAAUUAAAAGAAGAAGCUAAAUCUGUUAAUCACUUGAAAGAAGUUAGUUAUAGACUUGAAAAUAAAGUCAUUGAAUUAACUCAAUCUUUAACUGCAAAGGUUCAAGAAAACAAAAAACUUACCACAAAGAUUUUAGCCUUGCAAGAAACUGUUAAAGAAUCAAGCGGUGCUCAUGAGAAAUUGAAAUCUAGAGAAAAGGAAUUUGCUGAACAAAUAAAUACUCAAUCUAAUGAACAUUUAGCACAAAUUGCUGAACUUAAUGACACUAUUCAAAUAAUUCAAAAGGAUUUUGAAGAUGCUAAAGUGAAAAUCAAAGAACUUAUGAAAGAAAAGGAACAAUUAAGAAAUGACGUCACUAAGAAUAUUCAAGAAUUAAAAGAAGCCAGAAACUCAUUAAACAAAUCUAACAACAAUGAGGAAGAUUUAAGAAAGACAAUUUCAACUUUAAAGGCCGAACUUGCUGCCUUGGCUUCUCAGGCUGCAUCUCAACGUAAUGUGAAUGGCAACGCAAUUAAUGGUAACGCGACUAAUGCAUCAAGCAGAUUAUCUUGGAGUUCUGCUGCUGACAAUAAUUAUAAUCCAAGACCAGUAUCUGCUCUUCCAGUCUCAACUAGAGAUUAUGAAGACACUGCCAGUGAAAUUAAUGAUGAAUUAUGGAAAUUAUUACAAGAUUCUAAAUCAAUUCAUAAAGAAAUCGUUGACGGUUUAUUGAAGGGAUUAAAAGUCCCACCAUCAGGUGUUGCUACUGAUUUAACAAGAAAGGAAGUUUUGUUCCCAUCAAGAAUAAUUAUUAUUAUUCUUAGUGAUAUGUGGAGAUUAGGUUUAACAGGAGAAUCUGAAGAUUUCCUUGGUGAAGUUUUGAAUGUUAUCCAAUUAAUUGUCUCCAAUUUGAAAGAUGAUGAUGUUAUCACUCAUGGCGCUUUCUGGUUAUCUAAUACUCAUGAAUUAUAUUCAUUUGUUGCAUUUGCAGAAACAACUAUAAUGGUUAGUGAUGAUAUUGCUAAUGAAAUGAGUGAAAAUGAAUAUAAUGAGUAUUUGAAACUAGUUGCAGUUGUAAAAGAAGAUUUUGAAUCAUUGUCUUAUAAUAUUUAUAAUUUGUGGAUGAAGAGAAUGGAAAGAGAAUUGGAGAAAAAGGCAAUUUCAGCAGUUGUAUUGUCACAAUCAUUGCCAGGAUUUAUGGCACCAGAGACUUCACCAUUUUUGGCCAAAGUGUUUUCACCAGCUCCACAUUACAAGAUGGAUGAUAUUUUAAGUUUUUUCAAUUCAGUUUACUGGGCUAUGAAAUCAUAUUUUAUUGAAGAUGAUGUUAUGAAUGAAGUUAUUGGGGAAUUACUAAGAUUUGUUGAUGCAAUCUGUUUUAAUGAUUUAAUAAUGAGACACAACUUCUUAUCAUGGAAACGUGGUUUACAAUUAAAUUAUAAUGUUACAAGAUUGGAAGAAUGGUGCAAGAGUCAUGAUAUUCCAGAAAGUGCUGGAUAUCUUACGCAUUUGUUGCAAGCAGCCAAAUUAUUACAAUUAAGAAAAAAUACAACUGAAGAUAUUCAAAUUAUUUAUGAAAUUUGUUAUGCUUUGAGUCCAAGUCAAAUUCAAAAGUUAGUAUCUCAGUAUUACAUUGCAGACUAUGAAACACCAAUUGCUCCAGAAGUCUUGCAAGUUGUUGUUGAAAAAGUAAAAGAAUCAUCAUCAACAGCUAAUGAUUAUUUUGAGGAAGUGAAUAGAAAUGGAGGACAAUUUGAUGACCCAUUCAGAGCAGUUGGAUUAAGACCAUUCUCAAAGGUUGAGGCUUAUGUUCCAGCAUGGUUAAACGUUCCAGUUAUAAAGAAAAUUGUUGAGUUGGUUGCCAAAAACGCGAUUGUUGCCGAAUCCGAAGCAUACACGGAAAUAGGUUACGACGAUGGCAGAUUCGAUGAAAAGAAUUACUACAUGGAAUCCACUGAAGAAUAUGACAAUAACUCCACUCUUGCAUAA